This is a messenger RNA of Mercenaria mercenaria, 612 nucleotides long. Its product is annotated as metalloproteinase inhibitor 2-like. The record is from RefSeq and is a predicted model, not a curated record. Gene Ontology annotation, molecular function: metalloendopeptidase inhibitor activity; protease binding. The transcript has 5 exons. Gene Ontology annotation, biological process: negative regulation of endopeptidase activity; negative regulation of membrane protein ectodomain proteolysis. Bases 53 to 523 code for a protein of 156 amino acids. Gene Ontology annotation, cellular component: extracellular matrix. Lineage: Eukaryota; Metazoa; Mollusca; Bivalvia; Venerida; Veneridae.
UGGGCAAACUGAGACUCAUUUGCGAUUUCGUCCUGGAAUAUAACGGUCCGUAAUGGAAACAAAAAUAUUGCUAGGAUUUCUAGUGUUUGCGACUUUAUGCCAUCUUGGAUAUUCGUGUUCAUGUUUGCCUAUGAGUUUUACGAAGAAGUAUUGCGAUGCCGACUUCGUUGCGAAAGUUCGAGUAAGAAGUAAUCUGAAAAACCCCAGUGGGCAACAGGACUUCAACGACUUCUACAAGAUACGGAGGAUAGGUGCUCCUUGGAAAGGUUCUGUCAAACGAAGAACUCGCGUGUAUACAGCCAGUAAUGAUGCAAUGUGUGGCGUAUACUUGCAGAAAGGAAAAAAAUACCUACUUGCAGGUAACAUGGUUGGAAAUAAAUUGAGAAUUAACCUGUGCUCGUCUAUAUAUGAAAGGACACCACUGUCACGGCAGAUCAGAAAAAUGAAGAAAAACAGACGACUUUGCAUACCUACUAUUUUUAAUGCAAACAAGUUUAGGGCGGCGAGGACAAGCGGAAAAUAGUACAACUUUCAAAGACCUCAAAUACGUGUAAUUCUUGCAAUUUAGAAAUAAAUUACACCAAGAUAAAUUAACAUCUUGUUCGUUGUCUA